Molecule: messenger RNA, 3297 nt
Organism: Naegleria gruberi
Lineage: Eukaryota; Heterolobosea; Eutetramitea; Acrasida; Naegleriidae
Exons: 4
Coding region: 1-3297 (1098 amino acids)
Molecular function (GO): hydrolase activity, acting on carbon-nitrogen (but not peptide) bonds
Source: RefSeq, a predicted model, not a curated record
AUGUUAGAACAUUCCACCAUCACGGCCUUGUCAGUGCUUUCAGGUAUUUUGAGUGAGGAGGGUUCUGCUGAUGAUGGAACGCUUAAAAAGCAGAGGGUUGAUGUUUUGUUUUUUGGUCACUUGGAUGGAAUUAUUACUGCUAUUUUUCAUAAUAAUACAGUGAUGAAUGAGGCUUAUUUGUAUGAGGAGAGGAGUUAUGAUGUUUGGUGUGGAAGGAUGCAUUCGGAGGAGAUUUGUGGAAUUGUUGGAGUGCCUGGAGAGAAUACGUUUGUUUCGUGGAGUAAGCAUGAGAUUAAAAGUGGACUAUUCAAUGAUUCAAGGGAAGGUGAAGUUUGUUUAAAGUUGGACAUGUCGCACCAUGUAAAGGGAUUUUCAAUAGCAACAGUUCUGGUUGUUGAGAGGAAUAUUCAUAUAUUUACAAAGAAUGGAAGAGUGUUGGAGAUUGGUUUGGACACAGGGGAUUUAGUGAAACAGUACGAAUUGGUAGUGAAUACUGCCUUAUGUGUGGAGCAAGUAUUGAUCAUGGGAGGAAGUAUUGAUGAGUAUUACAUUCUUUGGGAAGGAAAUAGAAUUUCCAAGCACAAUAACCAUGGAGGAGGGAAAUUCUCUCAGGUAAAAUUUGAGGGAGGAGGCAAAAUUUCAGAAAUAGAUAUUAGUUCGGAUCAACAGACAAUGAUUGCUACUGUCUGUAAGGGAGAUGAACGUAAAGUUUGUGUGUUUGAUAUUUCCAAAUUGAUUUCAUCAAACAUUAUUGACAAUAUCAAAAUGUAUUCCACUGUCAAUACUAAAACUGAUACAGGAGUUGAAGUGAAUGUAAUGAAGAGAGUUUUCAAAAUUAAUGAUCAAAAAUUAUUAAGGAUGAAGUGGAGUACGGACGGAACUUGUUGCUUUAUUGUUGGAGAUCAUGGCUCUAUUAUUGCCUUCUACACAGAUCCGCAUCAGCCAGAAUUCACUCUUGCUUCUGCUGAUUGCAUUCAGUUCCCAAUACACAAAAAGUUCCAAGAACAAAAAUUGCAAUUAUCGGCCUUUUGUGAUUCUGAAGAAUUUUCAGAUAUUGAUAUCAUUACACAGAACUAUGCAGAUAACAACUCAGAACUAAAUGUGAAAGACAGUCUCCUAACUACAUCUAGUUUUGAUAUCUUUCAAUUAGGCAAGAAUGACAAAUCAGUUGCCAGGUAUAUCUUUGGCCACGAAGAUGGAACAUUUUCUUUAUUCUCAAAGGAAACUCCUAGUGGCCCUUGUAAACCAUUGUGUACAUUCCAACCAAUACACAGCUCUAAGAUACAAGGAUUUUUGAAAGUUUCAGAAAAUAGAUACCUUUCAUGGACAAAAAAGGAGAUUUUCAUCUCUGACCAAUUGUUCAAAGUGGUAAAGGAUUUGUCCAUUCACAUUAAGGGUGAGACAGUUGUUGCCUUAGAAUUUUAUGGAACGAAUGUUUACAUUGUAACCCACAUGUCAAAAUUGAAAAUUGUAGAAUUGAGAUCAGAUUUCAAAUUUGUCAAGUGUAAGGAGAUUUCUCUGGUCACAGAGGGGCUAUCAGGAUUAACUGUGAAAACAUGCCAAAUUUUAGUGAACUCAACCAAAAUAGAAUUGUUGAUUUUGUGGAAUAGUGAAAAGGAUUACUCUUUCAGAACUUUCCAAAACACACCAAACAGAAUUCAAAACCUCGAUGCUCCAAUUAAUGUGAGUCUUUCAAACAAAAUUACCGAGCUUGGAAAAUUGGACAAGUUCCUCUAUGUAAAAUAUUCAGGAGAAAUUGAUUAUACAUUUUUAUCAAUUUCUUCCAUUCCUGAUUCGUUGGUGAAAGGGCCAGAAUUUCCAAAGGUACCAGACGCUUCCUAUCAGUAUACACUCUAUCAUCAUGUACAAUCUGGAAAGAACUAUGGAUUGACCAGUGAUAAGUUCUACUCUCUAUUUGAUGCUAUUCGUCUUGAGAUUACCAUUCACGAUGUGAGGCGAACCUUUAAAGGAUUUAAUGAAAGAUUUAACUGUUCCAAUAAACCAAAAAAAAUGUCUCAACAACCAUCCUCUUCCACAACCUCCAACAAAAAACCAGAAAUUCCUCUCGUCUCCCAAGUCAUUGAAAUUGGAGAUGUUGAUCAAGAUAUUACUCCCCUCUCUUCCAUGAUCAUCUCUGAUCAGUUAUUUGGUGAUGAUGAAAACAUUGAUUCCGAAACGAGUGAUGAUCAUCAGCCUACAACAAAGCCCUCAAUAUUUGCCUUUACAAAUGUUCCUGAAUAUGAAAUUGAUUUGGAUAAACCAGCAUCGGAGAGAUGGAAGGCUAUUAUUGAAGAUUAUAAAGAUAAAUUUCCUGCAUUGAUUGCCUUUUUGGAGGAGGAAAUGGAUGGAGUGCUGGGAGGUGGAUGGAAAGCUACGUUUGCCAAAACUUUUCUGAAUAUGUUGUUUAAUGUUUUUACAAAUUCUGGAGCUGUUUAUUAUUCACAAGAAUUGAAAGCUGUGGCUGAACAGGCUAAUUUGCCACUUGGAUUAUUUGCUUUUAUGCAAUUGAGUUAUGAAUUGUUUGCUUGUUGUACUAGUAUUGUAAAGGAGAAUAGUGAUGGAUUUCCAAUUCAUGUGAGAACUAUGGAUUGGUCAAUGGAUUUUCUCAAAUCUUAUACAGUUCAAUUGAAUUUCAAAAAGAAUGGAACUACUCUUUUCAAGGCAUCAAGUUGGGCUGGAUAUUUGGGAGUUUUGACAGGAUGUAGACCUGGAGCAUUUUCAGUCUCUAUUAAUUUUAGAAGUACUGAUGAUGGACAUUUUGGAAAGAAUAUUCUCAAGAGUAUUACCAGAGGAUGGCCAAUUUCAUUCUUAGUUAGAGAAACACUGACAGAUUGUGCAACAUUUUCACAUGCUGUACAAAUUUUGAAGAAUAGCAAAUUGAUUGCUCCAGUUUAUAUUACUAUAGCUGGUGCUAAUAAGGGAGAAGGUGCUAUCAUUACUAGAAAUAGAGAAACAUUCAGCUCUGAUGCCUACCUCCUCAAAUUGAGUGAUUUGGAUCAAGAUAAUGAAACUUCCAAAAUGUACUAUUUAAAGGAAUCAAAAGCAUUGAUACAGACCAAUGCAGAAUGGUGGAAGAGUUUGGAGGAAAUUAAGAAAAAUUGUAACAUAUUGUUCAGUAGUCAGAGAUUGAAAAAGGCCAAUAGUUUACUGAAACGAAUGCCAAAAGAUCAGACAACCAUUGAAAAGAUGACUGGACUUUUCACGCCACAGAAUCAUCCAUUAUUGAAUGAGACUACUAUUUAUAUUUGUGCUAUGAAUCCCUCUAAUGGUGAUUAUGCCACCAUUCUUGUAAAUUAA